Molecule: messenger RNA, 1236 nt
Organism: Anopheles moucheti
Lineage: Eukaryota; Metazoa; Arthropoda; Insecta; Diptera; Culicidae
Product: proton-coupled amino acid transporter-like protein CG1139
Exons: 7
Coding region: 1-1236 (411 amino acids)
Biological process (GO): amino acid transmembrane transport
Cellular component (GO): vacuolar membrane
Molecular function (GO): amino acid transmembrane transporter activity
Source: RefSeq, a predicted model, not a curated record
AUGUGCCAUAUAAGCUAUCAACACUACGAGCCGCUUUCUAACAACCACAAUCGCCGCGAUAGCUUGAGUAAUAGUGUGCGUGACAUCUCCUGCCUUUUGCAGCCGACCGAAGCGCGCCGAAUGAACGAGCAAGCACCGUCAGAUAUUAAAGCAGAGCACGAGCUGUGCAAGCGGAAACGAGUGCCGAGCCUGAACUAUCCGGCCGUUACGCAGACUGCACUGCUGGAAGGACCGGAAGCGCUUAAACCUUUAUGUUGCAACGCAACUCAUAGAGUAAACGUGUUUCUGCUCAUCUACCAGCUCGGUACUUGCUGCGUGUACGUUGUGUUUGUGUCGUCUAACAUUAAGGCCAUUGCUGACUACUACACCGAUACCGAUGUGCGGCUAUACAUGCUGAUCAUUCUUCUGCCACUCAUCCUGAUCAACUGGGUUAGGAAUCUGAAAUCAUUGGCACCAUUCUCGACGGUAGCUAAUUUUGUCACGCUCGUCUCGUUCGGCAUCAUCUUGUACUACAUCUUCCGCGAGCCCAUCUCGUUCGAGAAUCGCGACAAAGUCGGCACAAUGAGCGGUUUCGCGCUCUUCUUCGGCACAGUGCUAUUCGCUUUGGAAGCAAUCGGUGUGAUCCUGCCAUUGGAGAAUGAGAUGAAAACUCCGAAAAAGUUCGGUGGUAGUUUUGGUGUGCUGAACAAGGCAAUGAUCCUGAUCGUCACACUGUACAUUGGUAUGGGCUUUUUCGGAUAUCUGAACUACGGUUCAGCUAUAAAGGGAUCGAUAACGUUGAAUCUGCCUGAGGAAAAAUGUAAGCACUUGGCCCAGUGCGUUAAGGGAAUGUUAGCCUUUGCCAUCUACAUCACCCACGGGCUGGCGUGUUACGUAGCGAUAGAUAUCACCUGGAACGACUACUUGAAGAAGAAUUUGGGUGAUUCUCCACGAAGCACCUUUUAUGAGUACAUCGCACGAACGGUGCUAGUGUUAAUCACAUUCUUGCUGGCAGUGGCCAUUCCCAAUCUGGAACUCUUCAUUUCGCUGUUCGGAGCACUGUGCCUUUCUGCCCUGGGCAUUGCAUUCCCUGCAUUGAUACAAACCUGCACGUACGGGCACCAUCGGCAGGGUAUGGCAAAGGUGUGGAUGGUUGCGAAGAACAGCGUUAUUGGCGUGGUAGCCAUGCUGGGGCUGGUGAUCGGUACCUCGACCAGCAUGAUCGAAAUCAUUCACACCCUCGGACAUGACGAUUGA